This is a messenger RNA of Symbiodinium sp. CCMP2456, 2724 nucleotides long. Lineage: Eukaryota; Dinophyceae; Suessiales; Symbiodiniaceae. The record is from the annotation of a GenBank genome assembly.
AUGCAGGUGGAGACAGGGCCCGCCCCGGUCCAAACUGGCAUCAGUGUCAACGAUGCCAUGUUUGUCAACGACGGUGACUCGCCGAAGAAGAUUCAGUCGUCCAUGUUCACGGGAGAUGAGGGGCAGAGGAAAGGUCAUGGUCGUGGGCAACGCAACCAGCGGAAGAAUCAGACACCACAUGCGCAGUCCCCACCGGCCGCUGGAUGGGCUCCGCCACCUCAUCAGGCACUUCCGCCAGAUCUCGGAGCGUUUGGGGGGUAUCCCAACCCCUACGCAGGAAUGCCGCUUCCCUACACGCCUGGUCCCCCGCCCCCAGCUGGCUACAAUGCAUACAUUCCGUACCCACCCCAGCCCUAUGCCAUGAUGCCGCCUCCCAACAUGUACCCAGGGAUGCCUGCUAUGCCGAUGUUUCCUGGAAUGCCUCCUGUGCCUUCGAUGCCUGAGCGCCUUGCACGGCUCGAGGCGAAGUCUCGCAACAACAAGCCCGAGGCUGCCGGAGGAGGAGGAAAGAACCAACGGGAGCCGAAAGGCAAGAGGCGGACUAAGGGCAAGAACUCCAAGGAUGAGCCAAGUGCUGCAAUCGAAGACGACGCGAAUCUCAGCCUUCUGCUGAACCAGGUUCGGCGAAGACAGCGUGACGUCUCCCUCGAAGAGGUGUUGAGCGAGAAAUUGGUCGUCGAGUUCGCGAAGGAUCAGCACGGCAGUCGGUUCCUCCAGACAAAGUUGGAUGAGGCACCCGACGAUGUCAAGCGGAUGGUCUACGCGGCGAUCCAGGAAGACGCUGCGGAGCUGUCGAAGGAAGUUUUCGCUAAUCAUGUGGUCCAGAAGAUCUUUGACACGGCAGACACGGAGCACUCCACUCGGUGUUUCAAUCGGUUGCAGGAUGUUGGAGGUGAGCCUACGUUUGCUGCAGAAGAAGGCUGGAGCUUGCAGAACGCCUGUGAGAGCCGACUCGGUUUGGACGCCUUGGUGCGAGCGCUGGCGGAUAAUGUCGCAGCGCUGUCACAAGACCAGUAUGGCUGCCGUGUCAUCCAGAAGGCGAUCCAAGCGGUCUCCAAAGAGUCCCAGCAGCAGAUUGCGCGGGAGUUGGAGGAUCACGUGGAGUCCUGCAUCAGGAACAUGCAUGGAAAUCACGUGAUCCAGAAAUGCAUCGAGCAGAUGCCACCGGACUCCGUUAACUUCGUCAUCAAAGCGGUGGAGCAGAAGGCAGAAGAGACGGCACGGCAUGUGUACGGUUGUCGUGUGAUUCAGCGGCUUCUCGAACACUGCGUAUCAGCACAGCUGGAACCAAUGUUGGAGAAAAUCCUCGUGAAUGUGGCUGUGCUGGCAAAGGACGCUUAUGGCAAUUAUGCUUUGCGCUCAGCCAGUUUGACAGAGGAGACGUCUUCCAACGUGCAACCUCCCAAGCGCAGAGUGCAGGUUGUGCAGCACAUGCUGGAGCACGGCCGCAAGGAAGACAAGAAACGAAUUAUUGAGACGAUCCGGGCAAACAUUGCUGAAUUCUCGAAGGAAAAGUUCUCCAGCAAUGUGGUCGAGAAGUGCUUCGAGGCGGCGACUGUGGGUGAGAAUGCGGACGACCCACUGAUCCAGCAGGAGCUGGGCAGUUCAACAGCCUCCCACGAAACCUCCCUGGCCAUCUCGCAGGAGCGCAACUUGCUGAUGCGAAUGGUGCUGGAGAGGCCAGAGGUCAUCUACGCCAUGUGCACCAACACCUACGGCAACUACGUUGCCUGCCCGUGGAGCUUGCAGCCUGCAGCCAUGGCUUUCAAGGCCCCCAGCUCGGGCUCGGGUAUGGCUGCGUACAUCCUGCGGACGGGUCUGCGAGGCAUGCGAGGCACCGUCGCCGGUGGCGUCGGCUUGACAGUCUUCGGGCUCGUCAUCUGCCCCUACGUCAGUUCACGCUCACCAAUUGGACACGAAGAGCGAGCUUCACUGGAGCAGGACUUGCUCGGGAUUGUGGCCUUCGACUCGUCUCGCGAGCUGCUGACCGCUUCAGAGCUCUUGGCAGCUGUGCGUGAGAUGCGAAUGCCUCCGGUGUCCUUCCACGACUUGCAGCGACCCUCGUUCUUCCGCCUUUUCGAAUGGGUCGGACGCUUCACCUUUGCAUGCUAUUCCGAUGCCUCUGGUGUAAUGACGCUUGACGAGUUCAAGUGCGCCGUCCACAAAAUGAUCGAUCUGGUCUUGGAGGCACACAGCCUCUCGCAAGGAAAGGCUGCUGCUCCUGCUGAAGCACGCGCCCAAGCAGUGCGCGAGCUCACCAAGCACGUGGUCCCAGCCGUCUUCCGAGUUCUGGACUUUGAUCAGAACGGAAGUAUUGGCGCCUUCGAGUUUAUCCGCGGAGCGCUGCUCUUGCUGGCAACCGUGCAGGGUGCUCCGUUGGAUACGCCGCAGUUGGCGGACUUGGCCUUCCGAGUUGUUGACGCAGAUGCGGAUGGUUUGGUUACCAGCGCUGAGCUGCUUCGAUGGGUCACGCUGGCCUUGGAGCAUGGCGUGACUUCUGCAGACGUGCUUCGUGAGCCUCGGGGUCCUUUCGGGUGGUUUGGAACCCGCAUACUGACGCCAGCACAACUUGCAAAAAGAUGGCUCGCGGAGGCUGACUUCGAUCGUGAUGGAAAGCUCCUUCCGCAGGAGUUCGCAGUCCUUGCUCCGCGACUUCGAAUCCAUCAGACGAUUGGCAGGAUGGCCGGUCAGUAUGCGGAGAAUCGCUUGCCUGCAUCAGCCUAG